Molecule: messenger RNA, 1026 nt
Organism: Bipolaris sorokiniana ND90Pr
Lineage: Eukaryota; Fungi; Ascomycota; Dothideomycetes; Pleosporales; Pleosporaceae
Exons: 2
Coding region: 223-768 (181 amino acids)
Source: RefSeq, a predicted model, not a curated record
AGAGUGCCGAAAAUUAUUCCUUACCCUCUUGAAGCCUCCAAUUCUCCGCACGAUCAUCCCUCUAGGGAUACUUCUUUCCCUGCAUAGUGCUAUUGGUGCUCAUCACAUGAUUGUGCUUAGCGCUGGUUGCACUCACAUAACCAACCUUGAGCAAGCCAGCAAAGUGCUACAGCCCUGUAGUACAACUCACACUACUUACCCUGGCGUAAAUUCUCGCUCAAAAUGGCUGCCUUGGAUACAGCGUUCUACAUCAUACCUUUCAUACAUUGGGGCAUGAUCGUCUCAUUGUUCAUUGUAUCGGGCAUAGCAUGGUCCUUCAACCUGUGGGUCGUGCCAAUCAUUAAGCUGAACCCAUCAAAAAGCGCCAUCGCACAGCUGCUGGAGACAUCCCGACGCGGCGGGGCUUGGCUGGAGCCAUUGAAUGCGAGCUUUGCAUUCUUGUUCGGCAUAACGGCUGCUCUGCUUUCGCAACACUCUGAUACAAGUGUAGCUUCACAAUGGAAGCCGUUUGCGGCCUCGUUUGCUACGUUGCUUCAGGUAGCAUGGUGGGAAAGAGUGAUGAUCUUUCCGCUUGAGGAAUCGAUUGCGAAUCUAGGAAAGGGCAAGGAAAAGAGCGGGGGUGCCGAAGGAGCCUGGAUGGACCAUGAGACCAGUAAGGUCCUGCACAAGUCUCUGGAUGAGUGGUCUAGAUGGCAUGCAGUUCGCGCAACGCUGCCGUUGAUCGGCUCGCUGAUCGCAUUUGUCACGAAACUACAGAAUGGGGAUUGACUCGAGGAUUGUGGAAAUGUAAAUGGACAGCGGAGAAUGUCUCAAUGACAUGUGUACGCUGAUCGAAACGAUAGUGAGAGUGUAAGCAGGGGGUAGUCAUGGAUUCUGGUUAUCCAGAGCACCCAAAGGAUGUAGAUAAAGAGUGGAGAACAGCUGAAUAGCUGAUGAUCGCAUUAGUUCAAGCCUGCAUGACGAUGAUAUCACAUAGCGGCUUAGCAUAAGCACAAUGAAAUACGAGUAAUAUUAGCGAGAAUGCCA